UACGAAGACGUCAGACGACGAUUACAUGUACUGCGCUAGUCACACUGCUAUCGUAAUUCUUUAGUUGGUGGUCUCAUAAAAAAUCUACUUUUAUCAUGAAAAAUCUCUUUGUUAUACUGGCGCUAUGUGUCGUAAGCUUGUAUGCGCUGGAUGGCUUCGAUUUCUAUCGAAAGAAAAUGGAUGAAUGUCUAUCCGAGAACGGGCUGAGCGAAUACGAUCUGAAGUACGUGUUCAAAAUAGGAAAACCAGAUUAUGAAAGUCCAAAGAACAUAUCCGACAAAACGUUGGCCUGUAUGCUUUCUUGCAUGUACCAUCUGUACAAGAAUCGUCAAACUAUCGAUAAGGCCAUUGCAACCGUGAUAAAUAGAGACGAUAGUCUCACUGCUGAGAAGAAAAAGAAUUUGCUGGGAACUGUGCGGAAUUGCACUCGAGAAGCUGGCGAUGAUGAUUGUGUACUGUUGCAUUGUCUCGAUGUAACUAAGGAACCGUUUUCAAAAAUCAUAACAGCUGCAAAAACAUAAUGACUCCGCUGAAAAAAAUAAACAUGCCAUGGAUAUAGAAGAUUGCUUGAAUCAACAUAGUAACAUAACGAAAAAAGGUUUAUCUGUAAAAGAUAUCAUAUUAAAAUCUAUUGCCCCCUACGAUUUGGGCUGCAUUACAUCAUGUUUAAAGAAGAAAGAAUUGAAGAAUGGAGUAACUUUAAACAGUUACGUUAUACAAAACGCAUAUCUACCGUCUACGAAAUUCCCUGAUUGGUAUGAAAAGAAAAACGAAGACUAUCAGUACGUUGUAAUAGCAAAUAGAUGCAUAAACGAAGUCGCAAAAGUAAUCUCGUCGAAGAAAGUUUUAGUGAAACGUUGUAGCCCAAAAGUGAAAGAAAUCAUGAAGCUUUGCUGGAUUAUUCUGAUAGCUUUAUGCAUUUUUGGAAUUAAUGCUCGACCCAACUCAGAACCGGAUAACGAUGGCGGAUUCGAGCCCUUGGCUCUUCAAUGCUUGAGAGAAUUGAAAAAAGAUCCAACUCUGUCUGCGAAGAACUGCGACGAAAUAGAGAGCAGCUUGACCGACGAUGAGAGAAAUUGCAUCCUAGCUUGCAUGUUCAGAAGAAACGAUCCCGACAAGAAAAGCUUGUACGAAUACUUGAAGAGUCAACUAAGCACAAUCGACAAUCGAAUCCAAGUGUACCGUGAUGAGUUACUUGAAAAGCUAAACUCGUGCAAAGCUUUAGUUGGAGAAGGCAACGACUGCGGAGUUAUGAAAUGUAUAGAGCUUUUCAAGCCGCCAUUUGCUCAUUGGUACUUGCAAACGAAUUGAAUGAUUGGUGAUACCAGAAUAGACUCGAGACGUAUUGAGAGCACAAAAUAAAACGAUCGUAUUAUUAAUAGAACAUAUAAAAUUGUAAUAUUUUUUUAACAAUGUACAUGCUCACUACAGGUGUUUGCAGGUUCAAUAAAAAAAUGUAACAACCUUAAGCAAAUAAAAAAUAUUUAAUCGUA
Molecule: messenger RNA, 1493 nt
Organism: Nasonia vitripennis (jewel wasp)
Lineage: Eukaryota; Metazoa; Arthropoda; Insecta; Hymenoptera; Pteromalidae
Exons: 13
Coding region: 550-1311 (253 amino acids)
Molecular function (GO): odorant binding
Source: RefSeq, a predicted model, not a curated record